Molecule: messenger RNA, 1265 nt
Organism: Neurospora hispaniola
Lineage: Eukaryota; Fungi; Ascomycota; Sordariomycetes; Sordariales; Sordariaceae
Exons: 3
Coding region: 107-1177 (356 amino acids)
Molecular function (GO): nucleic acid binding
Source: RefSeq, a predicted model, not a curated record
UUACAACCAUCCGCGACCGUCCUUCGGCGAUUACUUGGACAUUCCGCCUCACCAACUUCUUUCGACCGACCGCACUUUCUACAGCAUCAGUCAGCUCGCCGACACAAUGGGGAAAGAUAGAAAGGUCGCCGAGGACUUCCAAAAGCUCAUUCAGGCGGACCGCGAGAAGAAAAAGAACGAAGCCCUCGCGGCCAGGAUCUUCAACCGGACUAGCACGCCCGUCUCGACGCCCAAACAGACCACCGGUGGUUCGCUUGCAAGUCGCGCCGGCGUCAAGAAGCAACGCGGCGGCGGCCCCCAGUCAGCACCUUCGAAGAACAACAACGAGAGAGUCGGCUCAUGGACCGUUGAUCUUGGUCCUGGCUCAAGGUCCGCCAACAAUACCCCCAAGUCCGGUGGCCUCGCGGCGCGCAUCACCAACCCGAAUGCUGGACCUGCGGGUAACCCCCGCCAGAAGAGGCGGGCUGCGCAGAUGGCGGAGGCGAUCAUUAGGAAUGAGUUCCAGGAGCAGUCGGAUCAGCGCAGGCAGCAAGGUCAACAGAGGCGCCAGCAACACCAGCAACAGCAUCAAGCCCCUGCCAAUGCGCCCAAGGGACCGGCAGCUGCGUCAGUUCCUACGGGUCCUAGCAGCAAGGGAUUUACAAUCAGGGGUCUGGCAGGACCUUUUGCGGUAAUGGCGCAGAACUUUGCUCCCGGAACGACAGCGGCUGAUAUCGAGAACGCCAUGACCCCCAUUGGCGGCCUAAUACUCAGCUGUCGUAUCAUGAAGCAUCACCCGAUCGUUAUCGCCGAGAUUGUCUUUGAAAGCAAGGAGGGUGCCGACAAUGUGAUUGCUACAUUUGACAAGCAGACAGCCGACGGUCGUGUUCUUAGUGUCUAUCACAAACCAAGCGGUCCUACUUACCCCCUAACCUCCCAGCUACCUCCGUCUCGCGCCCCCACCGGCCCCCGCUCUCAACGCUCGAACGACUACUAUCCCGAGGAUGAUCUAAUUGACGGUACUUUGGGUUUUGAAGACGCUAUGGAGGAGGACGACCUGAUGGCUAAUGGCAACGGACGGCAGCCACCUAGGGGACCGGCAGCUAUGAAUGGCGGCGGCACCGGCGGGCUUUAUAGCGACCAGCUGGUCCGCAAUAGGAAGGGCAGAGGUUUCAAUGGCAACGGCGGGAGAUACUAGUACCCCUGGAGGGGAAGCUGUUGCGAAAGAUCGAGAUUGAACAAGGGAUAAUGUGCGGGUAUGGGCUAGGGUCCCCUGAAUGCGCCAU